Cucurbita pepo subsp. pepo (vegetable marrow) is the source of this 1520-nucleotide messenger RNA. RefSeq names its product sphingolipid delta(4)-desaturase DES1-like. Gene Ontology annotation, molecular function: sphingolipid delta-4 desaturase activity. Gene Ontology annotation, cellular component: membrane. Gene Ontology annotation, biological process: ceramide biosynthetic process. The record is from RefSeq and is a predicted model, not a curated record. Lineage: Eukaryota; Viridiplantae; Streptophyta; Magnoliopsida; Cucurbitales; Cucurbitaceae.
UUAAAGGGUUCCAUUGAUGGGCAUUCCCCACCACGGCCUGCAAAGAACGAAGCGUCCUUCUCUGAUUAUUCAUUUUCAUUUCUAUAUUUGGGUGUUCUUCGAAUCCAGGCCAUAGCUAAAUCUGCUACGAGCUUUGUGUAUAAGUUACCAUUUGUUUCUCCUGCUCAAUCCACGACCGAUUUGAAUUUUGGGAGCCCCCAGGAGAGGCAGAGUCCCGCCGGAGCAUCUUCUGGGAGGGCGAGCAGCAAGCAGAGACAAUGCCACGAGGUGAAGAGACAGAUGAGGGUGUAAUGGCCACUGACUUCUUCUGGUCAUACACCGACGAGCCUCACGCUUCGAGGAGACGUCAAAUUCUUUCUCAGUACCCUCAGAUCCGGGAGCUCUUCGGUCCUGACCCCUGGGCUUUCUUUAAGAUUGCUGUGGUUGUUCUGCUUCAGUUAUGGACUGCUACGACCCUUCACAGUGCAGACUGGUUAAAGAUAUUGGCAGUAGCUUACUUCUUUGGCUCUUUUCUCAAUCACAACCUGUUUUUGGCCAUUCACGAGCUCAGUCACAACCUUGCCUUCUCAACCCCUGAUCAUAACCGGUGGCUUGGGAUUUUUGCUAAUCUUCCUAUUGGAGUGCCCAUGUCCAUCACAUUUCAAAAGUAUCACCUCGAGCACCAUCGCUUCCAAGGAGUGGAUGGUAUGGAUAUGGAUGUUCCGAGCACGACCGAAGCUCGUUUGGUGACUAAUAUUGUUUCGAAAGCCAUAUGGGUUGUCUUCCAACUCUUCUUUUAUGCUCUCCGGCCAUUGUUUCUCAAACCAAAGCCCCCAGGCCACUGGGAGUUCAUCAACUUCAUUAUUCAGAUAGGUCUUGAUUUCACCAUGGUUUACUUUUGGAGCUGGAAGACUUUUGCUUAUCUGAUUCUCUCCACGUUCGUUGGUGGCGGGAUGCAUCCGAUGGCUGGUCACUUCAUUUCCGAACAUUACGUCUUCAAUCCGAAACAGGAGACAUACUCUUACUACGGUCCGCUUAAUCUUCUUACAUGGAGUGUUGGCUACCACAAUGAACACCAUGAUUUCCCCAGGAUUCCAGGAAGCAAGCUUUACAAGGUGAAGGAGAUUGCACCAGAAUUCUACAAUGAACUAGAUUCAUAUAAAUCAUGGAGCCAGGUGAUAUACAUGUACAUUAUGGACAGAACAGUGGGGCCAUUUAGUAGGAUGAAGAGAAUGGCGAAGAAAUCUGAGUAGUUGAUCCGAUCCUUCUCUCCCUUUUAGAAUCUUUUUCCAUCUGUUUUGAUGGACCAUUCUCUCUUGAGCUGGUUUUGCCAUUGUUUUGAUUAUGUUCUUGGAGAGUUUAUAUUCAUUCUCUUUAAGUUGUAUAGUAGCCAGGCAUGUUCCUUGUUCACUGUACUGUACUCAAUUUUCAGGGCUUUUUGAGGGACCGUUUGUAAAAGGAGCCGAGCGUUAGCCAAACUAGAUUCUCAUAGCUUUGGUAUUUUGGCAAUUUACCAUUCUUACUUUGUCUACAUAUUUUCA